Molecule: messenger RNA, 156 nt
Organism: Mesocestoides corti
Lineage: Eukaryota; Metazoa; Platyhelminthes; Cestoda; Cyclophyllidea; Mesocestoididae
Source: the annotation of a GenBank genome assembly
GAUUCAGCUAUUAAGUUGAAUUUUAUCAAUACGAAGCUCGGCAAAAAGCAGAAGCAAAACCGCACUCUGCCAUAUUGGGCACGUGCUCGUACCGACAACCGUAUCCGGUACAAUGCGAAGAGGCGCCAUUGGCGGAGAACCAAGCUAAAGUUGUAA